AUGCGUGGCAUGCUUCGGUUGGUUAUAAAAGGAGCAAAACGUGAUUACACUUUUCAGACUAAUGCCGCUACGGGUACUAGCGAUUCAAGCUUGCCUCUGGAGGCAAGAUCCUCUGCGGGAGCUUCAGCGCCCGUUAAUUCUACUUUCAGGAAUGAAGAGGGAAUUGUGCAAGGCGCUGUUUAUCGUGGGACGAGAGAGCUGAGUCAACGGAAGACGAAGGAGGUUGUCCGUGACAUCAAGAGCAACCAGUUAUAUGCUGUACGACGUCCACGGCAGGUGUAUGAGGAAGCUCUAUCGAAGACAGAUGAGCUGUGUGAUGUCUUUGAGAAGAUUUAUAGUCAUCUGCGUACUUCAGAAAACGUGGUGAUGGCCUUUUACGGCGAGGAAUGUAGCCAGCGUCCACAAACCUCUAGGGCCAUCAACACUUUCAAAGAUAGGGAAGUGACGCUCCAGAACAUCCCGAACGACCUGGUCUUCGUAAAUGACCGCACUAGGUUCGUUCAUGUAAUGGAACCACAGCUGCACAUCUAUUACUUUGACAAGACCAUACAGUGCCCCACCGUCUCGAGCGAACACCCAGCAUAUGGCAGCUGCUGGGAAUUCCUAAAUUAUUCAACCAGUGCCUGGUUGUUUGGUCCGUUCGAGGAUCUAUGGUGCAAAUGGAGGAUCACAGACCUCCGCACCACGAAUCUGGCUGAGGCUUUUCAUAAUAAGCUGAACGCCGCCUUCACAGGUGAUCAGCCCGACAUGCGCACGCUACUGGAAAAGCUGCGCACACUUGACGCGACAGCUAUGUGUAAUUUGCGAUGGAAUGAAAGUAACCCUCGCGUCGACAAGAGUAUUCGGAGAAGGGAUCUGGAAAGAAGACAAAGUGUAGAUGAAAGCAUGACAAGAUUUGACGCCGUUUACCGGGCCGGACCGACGGUGGCUCAAAUUGAGAAGUUUUACCGAGAUAUGUCUUGGUUUAUUUCAGGAAAAACCGUUUGA
This is a messenger RNA of Cylicocyclus nassatus, 987 nucleotides long. The record is from the annotation of a GenBank genome assembly. Lineage: Eukaryota; Metazoa; Nematoda; Chromadorea; Rhabditida; Strongylidae.